Molecule: messenger RNA, 2025 nt
Organism: Wasmannia auropunctata (little fire ant)
Lineage: Eukaryota; Metazoa; Arthropoda; Insecta; Hymenoptera; Formicidae
Product: protein I'm not dead yet-like
Exons: 9
Coding region: 84-1838 (584 amino acids)
Biological process (GO): citrate transport; monoatomic anion transmembrane transport
Cellular component (GO): membrane
Molecular function (GO): succinate transmembrane transporter activity; citrate transmembrane transporter activity
Source: RefSeq, a predicted model, not a curated record
AAUUGAAGUAUUAAUAAAUAAUGUUGAUACAUCUUGAAGACGUAUUUUAUAUAUAAAGUAUAUAUAAAUCUUAAACGUAUAACAUGAUCGAAGAAAAAACAGGAAUUAAAGAUGAAGGAAGGAUUGAAAGAAGAGAAGAAGAACCCGUCAAUCUGAGGAAUCUAAUCAGCUGCUUAAGACAUACGAGACGCUUUCUCAAGAUCUAUUGGAAGAUUACUUUUGCACUUCUCUGGGCGCUUUUUCUUUUACCUUUUCUUGUGAUUUAUGAUUGUUCGGAAGUUAGGUGUGCAUAUGUAGUAUUACUAAUGGGUGGUUAUUGGAUGACCGAUUGCUUUCCUAUGGCAGUGACAGCACUUAUCCCGGUUGUCAUGUUUCCGGCUUUGGGUAUACUCAGUACAGCGGAUACAUGCACCUGUUACAUGAACGAUACAAUAAUGGUAUUCAUCGGCGGUCUGAUUCUCGCUAUCGCUAUUGAGCAUAGCAAUCUCCACCUUAGGAUUGCUCUUGGAGUCAUGAAAACAGUUGGCUGCAGCCACGCGAGAUUGCUCGGUGGUUUAUGCGUGGUCACGACCUUUAUAUCUAUGUGGGUGACAAAUACCGCGGCCACCGCUAUGAUGGUGCCCAUAGUAUUUGCUGUUUUACGCGAGUUGGAACAAGCUGGAUUGGGUGCAAUGUUCAAAACAGAAGAAAUUGAUGUAGAAAGAUCAGACGUAACACCUGAGAUAAGACCAACGAAAAUAACAAAGGCAUAUCUAUUGGCGGCGGCUUACUGCUCGACGUUCGGUGGUACGGGAACUCUGGUGGGAACUGGCACAAAUCUAACUUUUAAAGGAAUCUACGAGAGUACAUUUCCCGAGGCUGAAGGAAUUAGUUUUACUGAUUGGAUGAUAGCAUCUUUUCCUCAGAUGGUUGUUAAUUCCUUCCUUACUUGGUUGUACGUACGAAUUGCUUUUAUGGGAUAUCUAAGACCGCGAAGUAAGGAUGCUCAAGUGGCCACAAUCGGGAGAGAAGGUGAAACUGUCACAAAUCAAGUUAUACAAGAAAGAUACAAAAAUUUGGGUCCUUUAACUUUUCACGAGAUUGGAGUAGCUACCUUAUUCUUUUUAUGUGUGUUUCUUUGGAUAUUUCGCAAACCUGGCUUUAUCCGUGGAUGGUCAGAAGUAAUUACUGAUAUAGAUAUUAAAGAUUCAGUGCCAGUGAUACUCGUUUCCAUCCUGAUGUUUUUCAUCCCGAAGGAUCCUGGCUUUAUUUACAGUUAUAGUCAAGAUCCCACUAAAAGGCCGAAGAAAUCCUCAGAAGGUUUGAUUACAUGGAAGGUAAUUGAGACCAAAAUGCCAUGGAGUUUGAUGUUCCUAUUGGGUGGCGGUUUCGCGAUUUCGAAAGGAAGUGUUGCAUCCUGUAUGGCAAAACGAAUCGGUCAAGCUUUAGUACCACUUCGUUAUUUACCACCCAUUGUAAUUCUUGCCGUAGUGUGUCUUUUUGAAGGCAUUUUAACGGAGUUUACUUCAAAUGUGGGCGUCGCGAAUAUUACUCUACCAGUAAUAGCGCAGAUGUGCGUGGCGAUGGAAAUACAUCCUAUGUACUUGAUGAUACCAGCCACUCUGAUGUGUUCAUUUUCAUUCCGUUUGCCGGUUGGAACACCACCAAACGCGAUUAUAACAAUUGCAGGACAUAUUCCGACGAGCUGGUUAAUUGUUGGAGGCUGUGCACCCGCAAUUUACAGUUUAAUAGUGGAAGUCAUUUUUUUCCCAACAUGGGGUGUUUUCGUUUACGGAAUUAAAGAUUUUCCUGCAUGGGCCAGUAUCCAAAUGAAUAACAACACAGAUGUUCUCUGUUAAUUAGUUGAAGAUAAUAAUUUGUUAAGAAGCAGAUUAAAUUUUUUCAGUUUUCCUUAAAUUCUCUUUCCACAAAAUGUAAUAAUACAGAAAAAUUAUUUAUAUGAAUAUAUACAGAAUAUUGUAUAAUGUAAUCGCAAGUUCAUUUUUUGAAAGAAAAAAAAAACAAUACAUAAGUUAUUUUUCUAAA